UCUUCCUCCUCCCGGGGGAAGAGCGGAACUUGCUCGAGGGCACAGAGUCGCGGUGGGCUGGGCUAUCCUCUUCAGGUGCCUGGCAGGAAAAGCCCAUCCCCUCCGGAGCCCCGGAGGCCGCCUGCGACCGCGCAGCGCACAGCGAUGGAGUCCUGGCUCGAGACGCGCUGGGCGCGGCCCUUGUACCUGGCCUUCGUGUUCUGCCUGGCGCUGGGCCUGCUGCAGGCCAUCAAGCUCUACUUGCGGAGGCUGAGGCUGCUGCGAGACCUGUGCCGCUUCCCCGCGCCUCCCAUCCACUGGUUCUACGGGCACCAGAAGUUACUUCAGGAUGGUAAAAUGGAGAAAUUUGAAGAGCUUGUUGAAAAAUACCCCUGUGCCUUUCCUUGCUGGGUUGGGCCUUUUCAAGCAUUUUUCUACAUCUAUGACCCAGACUACGCAAGGAUAUUUUUGGGCAGAACAGAUCCCAAGUCCAAGUACUCACACAAGUUCUUGAUUCCGUAUCUUGGAAAAGGACUGCUGAGUCUAGAUGGACCCCAGUGGUUCCAGCACCGUCGACUACUAACUCCUGGGUUCAGUGUUAAUAUCUUGAAAUUGUAUGUUGAGGAAAUGGCCCAUUCUGUGAAAACAAUGCUGGGUAAGUGGGAGAAGAUUUGCAGCUCUCAGGACACAGUUGUGGAGGUCUAUGAGCAUAUCAGCUUGAUGACCCUGGACAUACUUAUGAAAUGUGUUUUCAGCCAGGAGACCAACUGCCAGAUAAGCAGUACCCAUGAUGUUUAUGUUAAAACAAUGUUUGAAGCCAACAAAAUCACCUUUUACAGCUUAUACGGUUUCUUACAUCACGACGACAUCAUUUUCAAGUUCAGCCAUCAGGGCCACCGCUUACAAGAGAUGGCCAAAAUUCUACAUCAAUACACAGAAAACCUAAUCCAGGAUAGAAAGAAGUUCCUGAAAGAUGAAAAGAAGCAUGGUAGUACUCAGAAGCAGAAGUACCAGGAUUUUCUGGAUGUUAUUCUUUCUGCCCAGGCUGAAAAUGGCAACAGCUUCUCAGAUACUGACCUAAGGUCUGAGGUGAACACACUGAUGUUGGCAGGGCAUGACACCACAGCAGGGAGCAUUUCCUGGCUCCUCUACUACCUGGCUCUGAACCCUGAGCAUCAAGAGAGAUGCCGGGAGGAGAUCAGGGGCAUCCUGGGGGACGGGUCUUCUAUCACCUGGGACCAGCUGGGUGAAAUGUCAUACACCACAAUGUGCAUCAAGGAGUCACUCCGACUGGCGCCUCCAGUCCCAUCCAUUUCCAGAGAGCUCAGCAAGCCUAUUACCUUCCCAGAUGGACGCUCCCUGCCUGCAGGAAUAACUGUGGUUCUCAAUAUUUGGGGCCUUCACCACAACCCUGCCAUCUGGGAAAAUCCAAAGGUCUUUGACCCCUUGAGGUUCUCCCAGGAGAAUUCUGAUCAGAGACACCCCCACUCCUUCUUACCAUUCUCAGCUGGACCAAGGAAUUGUAUUGGGCAGCAUUUUGCCAUGAUUGAGCUAAAGGUGGCCAUUGCCUUGAUUCUACUCCACUUCAAGGUGGCUCCAGACCCCACCAGACCUCUUGUCUUCUUGCACCAGAUUGUCCUCAAAGCCAAGAACGGGGUCCACUUACACUUGAAGAAACUCCCCUAAUGUUACAGCCCAGGGUACAAUGAUUAUAUAUAUAUCCAACAUAUCCUCUCUAUAUAGGAUAUAUAUAUCCAUUCAUCAAUUUUAUAUAUAUAUAUAUAUACACAUACACACACACACACACACACACACACACACACACACAGAGUUUUAAAGUUAAAUUACAGCUAUUGGGCCAAGAAAAUGAAGAGAAAUCAAAAUAUGGUGGGAGGGUUAGGGGUACAUGGGAUGGGGGUCUUUGUGUAACUGCACAUUAUCCAAAACCAUUUCUAGGUGAUAUCCUGUGUCACCCAGAUCUGUUUCUGUAUGAUUUGGGGAGAUUUUCCAAUCAUUUCUGUUUGAUUCUCGCUGUUGUUAAUGCUACAUACCAAGAAUUUUCCUAGGUGACUUCCAUAUAUUUUCUGUUGCUUUUUAAAAUAGUUUUUGGAAUUAUACAAGUAAUACGUGCAUGUAUGCUCACAGUAAAAGAUAUCCAACAUUCGAAAAGCAUGCAGAGUAAAAUGUAAAAAUCCCACAUCACAUACCCUAUACUUCUCUGCCCUGACCAAACCUACUCAUUUUCCUAAAAACAGAAUAGUUUUGUGUUAAUUUUUUCAGAACUUUUCAUAUACAUUUCAUAUAUACAUAUGUAUAUAUGUAUUCUUACAGAUGGGAUCAUAUCCAUAGUAUUCUUGCUUUUUUUCACUUAAUAAAAAAUACAUCUUAUUCCUAAUCAUGGAUUCAUGAUAUUUUAUAAUAUGAAUGUAUUAUAAUUCAUUGAACUAUUUUCUUAUUAUUGGAUAUUUACAUUAUUUAUGGUUUAAAGACAUGCUUAUUGGCCAAUUGUAUUUAUUUUGUUGUCUGUGACUCAUACAUCAUUUAUGCUCCUUUUCCUAUGGAGUUCUAUAUGAGUUCUCUAAUAUUGUGAAUGAUAGUCCUUAACUGUAACUUUUCUUUAUAACUUUCCCCAUUAUUCUACUUUUAUAAAACUGUAUGGUGUCAGCAUACAGAACUUCUAAAUUUUCAUGAAAUAAGGUAAAUAAACUUUUUUUUAUGGUUUCUGGGUUUCAAUCUUGACUAAGAAAACCUCCAUUUUGAAUAUUAUCUAGGUAUUCUACAUAGUUUCCCGAUGUUAACAACUCUUGUGAAGCCUGAGCGGGAAUUUUUUAAUGAUUUCCAAAUAUUAAUAAUAAUAAUUAUUAUUAUUAUUUCCAGAUUCAUUACUCAUUUGAUGUUUACAUGUCCACUACAUGUCAGAUUUUGUGAUAAU
This is a messenger RNA of Lutra lutra (Eurasian river otter), 2911 nucleotides long. Its product is annotated as cytochrome P450 4X1. Bases 145 to 1665 code for a protein of 506 amino acids. The record is from RefSeq and is a predicted model, not a curated record. Gene Ontology annotation, molecular function: heme binding; monooxygenase activity; oxidoreductase activity, acting on paired donors, with incorporation or reduction of molecular oxygen. The transcript is spliced from 12 exons. Lineage: Eukaryota; Metazoa; Chordata; Mammalia; Carnivora; Mustelidae.